AUGGCAGCAUACGAAGCAUGCACUGAUUUCAUAAACAAUGAUGACAUCACCUCCUUCCUAUGUUUCAUGGAUUUGGUCAUCUACAGUCCUGAAGACGCGAAAGAGCUCCAAAAGCGAGGUGUACUACAAAAUAAUCUAGGCAGUGAACAACAUGUAGCUGAGCUUUUCAAUGAAGUGGGCUCAGACUUGAUACCAAACCCUAAUGAGUUUGAACAAGUUAAGCACGACAUUCAGAAGUAUUUCAACAACAGAACAAGUACCUCCUCUGGAGCUAAAGCAAUACCUCAAAUGCAGAAGGUUCCAAAAAUUAUGAGAGAGAAUGAAAAGAACAAGAAUAACUAUGAUCCAACAUUGGUCUCUAUUGGCCCAUACCACUACGGCAACCCAAAGCUUGAGCUGGGGCAGAACCUCAAGACUAGACUAGUCCAAGAGUUCAAUAUGCCCACUGAUGAAGCAUUCAAAAGCUUGAUGUUCUUGGAUGGUUGCUUUGUGGUGUAUUUCAUUCACUGCAUUGUGAAUAAGUCUGGCAAAAAGGAUGUGAAUGAGAUGAAGAAUUACCACAAAGCAAUCAUAACAAUGGACUUGUUCUUACUUGAGAAUCAACUCCCAUAUAUAGUUCUCCGAGCAUUGAAGGUUGUAGAUAGUUUGUGUAGCAAACCAAAGAAUACCACGAGCAAAUCGGAAGGCUCUUCUUCUCCCCUUCAUCUUCUCGACUUUCUCUGGACUGAAUCCCUUGGCUCUGCAUCACCAUCACCUAGUGAUCAGUCUCCACAAAAAUCUGAAGUUGGCAGCACCGAAUGGAAGUCGUUCCGUUCAGUCGAAGAGCUCAAAGUUGCAGGGAUCAAUUGCAUGACCAAUGGCUAUGGACUCCUAUUUCUUCCUGCCAUUGUCAUUGAUGACUCCUUCAAGACUAAGUGGUUAAACAUUGCAGCCUACGAAGCAUGCCCUGAUUUCAUCAACGAUGGUGACAUAACCUCCUUCUUAUGUUUCAUGGAUUCGCUCAUCGAUGGUCCUCAAGAUGUGAAAGUGUUCCGACAGAAAGGUGUACUCCAAAAUUUACUUGGGAGUGACCAACAUGUAGCUGAUCUUUUCAAUGAAUUGGCCUCUGAAUUGACACCCAAACCUGAUGAGGAUCGACAAGUUAAGCACAACAUUCAGAGACAUUUCAACAAGACAAGGGCAGUAUGGUUAGCUGAAGUACUGCACACACAUUUCAUUAGUCCUUGGGCUGUGCUUGUGUUACGUGCACACAAGGGGUGA
Macadamia integrifolia is the source of this 1260-nucleotide messenger RNA. Its product is annotated as UPF0481 protein At3g47200-like. The transcript is spliced from 4 exons. The record is from RefSeq and is a predicted model, not a curated record. The coding region runs from base 1 to 1260 and encodes 419 amino acids. NCBI's taxonomy places the organism in Eukaryota, Viridiplantae, Streptophyta, Magnoliopsida, Proteales, Proteaceae.